This is a messenger RNA of Panicum hallii, 804 nucleotides long. RefSeq names its product homeobox-leucine zipper protein HOX3-like. Gene Ontology annotation, molecular function: DNA binding. The transcript has 4 exons. NCBI's taxonomy places the organism in Eukaryota, Viridiplantae, Streptophyta, Magnoliopsida, Poales, Poaceae. The record is from RefSeq and is a predicted model, not a curated record. Bases 1 to 804 code for a protein of 267 amino acids.
AUGGAGUUCAAUGGCCUCGGCGAGCUUGGUUCGGGCUUAGAGCUCACCAUUGCUACCCCAGCACCAGCAGGAAUCGACCUCAACUCCUUCGGAUCCAGUGGUGGUAACGACGGGUCUAGCAACGAGAACGCGACGGAGCUGGCCCUCGUGGACACCUUCAAUAAUCACUCACAGCAUGGCGGACAAGAGGAGGACGCCCUGAUGAGGAGCGGCGUGGACGUGGAGGGCGAUGCCGGUGGCGGGUCAUUUGUGACACGCACCCAGUACAGGAAGCUCUCAAAGGAGCAGAGUGACGAGCUGGAUGCAGCCUUUCAGCAAAACAGUUUCAUAGACAAGAGGACGAAAGAGGCCUUGGCUGAGAGGCUCAAGAUAACGCCGAAGCAGGUGGAUGUCUGGUUUUUGAACCGCAGAUCCAGGUUGAGGAAGCAGCAGGCUGAGGAGGACCUUAUGCAGCAUAAGAAGAAAGUUGAAGAACUGACCAAGCAAAAGGACCGCCUCCAGCGCAAGAUAGACAAGCUCAAGAAGCGCAACAAGGAGCUAAAAGCGAAGCUUAAGGAAGCAACAACACCUAAGGCACCACCACCACCACCACCACAACCAUCACCAUCUGUCAUGCUGGUCCCUCUCCCGGCGGGGCUUAACACACUUGCAGGACUGUACCCCGGCUUCGAGGGCAAGGUGACAGACAUGGCAGCCGCGGCUGCAGCUGCCCUCAACACACAGCAAGGCAGUGCGGCCGCUGCUGCUUUACCCUCUUCUAGCGCUCCACCAGUGCCGCCUUCCGACGGCCGUUCCAGCAUCUGA